CUGUGAUCUCUCGUAUGUGGAAAGAACGCUAGCAGAAAGGUGAAAAAAUGGGUGUUAAAACAUUCACUCAUAAUUCCCCUGCUCACAGUCAGGAGAUGCUGGGAAAGCUGAAUAUGCUCCGCAACGAUGGACAUUUUUGUGAUAUCACCAUCCGCGUCCAGGACAAAAUCUUCAGGGCGCACAAGGUGGUUUUGGCAGCCUGCAGCGACUUCUUCCGUUCCAAGCUCGUUGGCCAAGCAGAAGACGAGAGCAAGAGCGUGUUAGACCUGCACCAUGUGACAGUGACUGGUUUUAUACCUCUUCUGGAAUAUGCUUACACAGCAACACUAUCUAUUAAUACAGAAAACAUUAUUGAUGUGUUGGCUGCAGCCAGCUACAUGCAGAUGUUCAGCGUUGCUAGCACGUGCUCAGAAUUCAUGAAGUCCAGCAUUUUAUGGAAUACGCCCAACAGCCAGCAAGAGAAGGUGCUGGAUGCAGGACAGGAGAACAGCGCAAACUGCAAUUUUACUUCUCGAGACGGCAGCCUUUCUCCAGUUUCUUCUGAGUGCAGUGUCGUGGAAAGAACCAUUCCUGUUUGCCGAGAGUCGCGAAGAAAGCGCAAAAGCUACAUAGUUAUGUCUCCCGAGAGCCCCCUUAAGUGUAACACACAAACAAGUUCCCCCCAAGUGCUGAAUCCUUCAACUUCUUACCCGGAGUCCAGAAAUCAGCCCGUGGACUCGUCUUUAGCUUUCCCCUGGACUUUUCCUUUUGGAAUUGAUCGAAGACUUCAGUCUGAGAAGGUGAAGCAGGCGGAGAACUCUAGGACUUUGGAAAUGCCUGGGCCCUCCGAGUCCAACAGAAGAAUUGCAGAUUACGUGACUUGUGAGAGCACAAAAGCCAGUUCUCCCCUUGUGAUUGAAGAAGACGUGCGCGUCAAAGUGGAGAGGUUAAGCGAUGAGGAGGUUCACGAGGAAGUAUCGCAGCCUGUUAGCGCAUCCCAGAGCUCUCUGAGCGAUCAACAGACAGUCCCAGGAAGCGAGCAAGUGCAGGAAGAUCUCCUGAUCAGCCCACAGUCUUCCUCUAUAGGCUCAAUAGAUGAGGGGGUUACGGAGGGAUUACCCACACUCCAAAGUACCUCUGGCACUAACGCUCAUGCAGAUGAUGAUGAUCGUUUGGAGAACGUUCAGUAUCCCUACCAACUCUACAUUGCUCCUUCUACCAGCAGCACAGAGAGACCCAGCCCAAAUGGUCCAGACAGACCUUUUCAGUGUCCAACCUGCGGGGUCCGGUUCACUCGCAUUCAGAACUUAAAACAACACAUGCUUAUCCACUCAGGCAUUAAACCAUUUCAGUGUGACCGCUGUGGGAAAAAGUUCACCCGAGCUUACUCGCUAAAGAUGCAUCGCCUGAAGCACGAAGGUAAACGCUGUUUCCGGUGCCAGAUAUGUAGUGCCACUUUCACUUCCUUCGGGGAAUAUAAACACCACAUGCGGGUUUCCCGGCAUAUUAUCCGCAAGCCUCGGAUUUACGAGUGCAAAACAUGCGGCGCCAUGUUCACCAACUCUGGAAAUUUAAUCGUUCACCUGAGGAGCUUGAACCAUGAAGCGUCAGAGCUAGCAAACUACUUCCAGAGCAGUGACUUCCUAGUACCGGACUACUUAAACCAGGAACAAGAAGAGACCCUCGGGCAGUAUGAGCUAGGGGAGCAUGGCUUUGAAAGCAACUCUUCUGUCCAAAUGCCUGUCAUUUCACAGGUGUCAUCAACUCAGAAUUGUGAAAGCACUUUCCCCUUGGGGUCUCUGGGUGGGUUGGCAGAGAAGGAAGAAGAUGUGCCAGAGCAGCCAAAGACUAACGCCACUGCUGAGGCAGCCGCAGGUGACCCUCCGAAACCGGAGCUGUCAUCUAUUACUAUUGAAUAAUUCAUGGUUUGGUUUCAUUUUUGUUCUUUGGAAAGUGCCUGUGUUUGGUCCUGUACAUUUUAAUUUAAUUUUUUUAAACAAAAGUGGGGAGAUUAUCCCUUUUUACUUUGUAAGCUACGCUUUAAACAGAAAACUGCAACAGAUGUUACAUUAUUUUUCAUGACUGAAUGAUCACUUCUGUGAAAAUAUUUAAGACUGAAUGCACAAAAAGAUCUUGUCAGAACAUCAUGGAAGCUGUGAUACACUUCUAAAGAAGAACAACUGAUUCAGAUCACUUUAACUAUUUCUUCUUCCACAGUUAGAGCAGCUCAUUAAGUUUCUCUUGCUUCUGCAGACCCUCUGGUUAAGGGAAAGAAAUCAGAGGAAACCUUUUUAAAAUGACAAACAAAAGGAUGCAUUGGAAAUCGUUAUUGAACAGUUUUGACUAGUUUUGAGUGGAUGCUUUAAUCUUCUGCAUAAAAAAAUGACACUUCCUAUCUCUGUGCCUGCUGUUUUUCAAAGCGCUUACUGUAACCCUUUUCUUGGAAAUGGUAAGCAUUUUUGAAACUAACAGUCACACAUUUUUUAAAAACACAUUGUCCCUUUUCAUCUGAGAUGAAUCAGUUUUGACAAACCAAGUGAUGUCAUGCCAGGUAUUCCUACGUCUUAUACUCCAGUCCUUUUAGAAACUGCUUGAUCAAAUAGCUUGUCCAGAUUUGCCCAUCUAAGGCUAGGCAUGGAAACACUACGGUCAGGAAAAGUCUAAUGGUGCAUAAUGAAUUGAGGAUGAUAGAAAAGUAUAUAUCCGUGCAAGCCUGACAAAUCUCUCAUGACUGUAUCUUUCUGUAGAAGGGGAACCACGUGUGAAAACGAAGGUUUUUCCAAACUGAAAUUCUGAAAUUGUGGCCAGAUUGUUUGCGGUUCUGGUCACUUCCCCCUGCCAUAUAUACUGUAAUUUUACUAAUCUCCAAAAGCUAGCUAGAGGGAGUUUACAGAUGGGGAAAAAUGAGCUCUUUUGUGCAUUAUUGCACAUUUUUUUGUUUAUACUUCUGCAUGUAUAGUUUCUGAGAUUUUUAUUAGUCUGUUUUGGACAAAACAAGCAAUUUAUUCUCUUUAGAGGCCAACUUUCUAACCCAACAGGGGGUUGUUUACAAAAAGCCUAUAUAGCAAUGAUGAAUUGUUCCUGUUUCAAAACAUUUUAAAUCCUUGCCAACUCGGUUUAUUAACGGCCAUUACUCCAGCUACAUACACAGCUCAAGUAAGCAAUAAAUUGAAAGAUUUGCAAUUUCAUUUUUCCAUAUUUAGAAAAAGCUGCAAAUUUAGGGUGUCGGAUUUUCAGAGCAGUGAGUCUUGUUUUGUCGAGGCUGUUUGGGCUAUAGGACUGCUUUGAAACCUAAAUUAGGAAAUACAUUAGGAGGUUUGUGAUUUUUUUUUUUUUUUUUAAUUGCUUCUGAAAGUUAACUCGGUGUUUGAUGCCAAAUGCCUAUCGCCUACAGAUGACAUGCUGAGCGAGUAGGUAUUACCUGAUCUUAGUAUUCCAAAGGCAUGAUAUACUCCCUUAGUUUUGAAUCUUGUUUUUUGAAAUUGUUGUUUUCUGCCCGGGUUUGUUUUACGCAAACAUGAGGAGGAAAUGAAACCGACAGAGAAAGGUUGCUCCUGAAGAAACAGAAGACACAAAAGUCGUAUUAUAUUGCAGGAUCAAUUUGUAUUCAGUUAGCUUAGGCAGCUCUGAUACUCUGUAGGUCGGAGUUGUUUCUACUAAUAGCCAGUUUUUGUAAGGAAAAGAGUUAAUUGCCCUUUGGAAAGAGCUUAAAGGGUUUCAGUGAGUUUAACAAUUUUUCUCUGCUGUGUUUUAGGUAAAAAACACACAUUUUAGUUAAAUAGAGUGAAAACAGUUGGGAUUUAAGUCCUUUCCGAGUUACUGGAAUGAAGUUUCUCCACCAGAUCUAAAGGGCGUUUUAGAAACAUGCUGCAAAGAAGUUCUCUGCUACAAUUCAGUCUUGUAUGUCUACCUUUGUAAGUCGUCUUAAAAGGGCUUGAGGGAGAAAUUCUUUUUUCGGGAUGCUGUACUGUGAAUUAGUCCAGUGCCUGUUGAUGGGCUGAAUUUAAAGACCAGUUCUCUUCCACUUCCGAUUUCUAUAACUGAGAAGCCAGUGAGACAAGACGAUGCCUUUUGCUGAGUUUUAUCCCGAAUUAUAGGGCUGUGACACUGAACUCAAAUACAGAAUUUGCUUUUUUUCUGAUAAGCGUUACUCUACUUUGCGGGUAUAUGAGAAUCCUUUGUGAUUCAUGUAGUAAAAAGUACUUCACACAGAAACACAUUUCCAGACUGUACGGAUGUAAUAAUCAAAGGUGGUCAGAUAUAGAUGGACAUAAUCUUCUGUUCGAAUCUGACCAUUUUCACCCGUUAGAUAUUUUGCUGAACAGUUUAUCGGUGAGGAGAUGAGCAAAUACAGAACAGACAUACCUGGAUAUUGGAUUUUUAAGACUUAAGAUUUUGUGUCAGAAGGCAAACUGCUUUCUGAAUACCAAAGAGAAGGGGGAGAAAAGUUAAAAAGACUUUGUAGCUCUAAUCUGUUCUUCCUUGAAAAGAAAUGAGUAUCACUAACUGUUAACACCUUGGUACAAGGCAAGUCAUGGGUUUCCUUGUUCAUUGCACUGUGCUACACGUUAUCUUUGCAACCCUGUAAUCUCUGUGUAGCAUCUUAAUUUAGUUCUUGCUUUUCAAUCUGAUUCAACUGCAGGAACAAUAGCGUUCUUAGAGGAUUUUGUUUGUUUGUUUGUUUUAGGGUUGGGUUUACUUGUUAAUUUUCCUGUUUGUAAUCGUUUCUUGUUAAUAUCUCUCUUCUCCGUCUUAUUUUUCCUCCCUAACAUGUUGGAAGUGCUCAGUUCUUUGAAAUGCUUUUGUUCUUCACAGGAGAGAUGUAAAAACAUAGGACAUCUUAAAACAAUCUCUGUUGCUCAUAUGCUUAGAUUCCAAAUUGAGCAAGAUAGAUAUCUAACUUAGCUAGAAGAAACUUGCCUUAAACUACACUUGGGCAUAAACCUAAAGCAUAAAUUUCUUUCAAUACAUUAUCAGAGGGUUUUGAACUCUGGACUGCAUUUUCUUUUUUUCUCUUUUUUUCUCCCCC
Aptenodytes forsteri (emperor penguin) is the source of this 5008-nucleotide messenger RNA. It is a transcript of the gene ZBTB44, whose product is annotated as zinc finger and BTB domain containing 44. The transcript has 5 exons. The coding region runs from base 48 to 1898 and encodes 616 amino acids. Lineage: Eukaryota; Metazoa; Chordata; Aves; Sphenisciformes; Spheniscidae. Gene Ontology annotation, molecular function: protein binding. The record is from RefSeq and is a predicted model, not a curated record.